Closterium sp. Yama58-4 is the source of this 585-nucleotide messenger RNA. Lineage: Eukaryota; Viridiplantae; Streptophyta; Zygnematophyceae; Desmidiales; Closteriaceae. The record is from the annotation of a GenBank genome assembly.
AUGGGAUUGGAGGAUGUUUCUAUUGUAGCUCAGGGAUACUUUUGUCUGCCCGCUGCAGAAUUUGUGUUGUCCAACCCUGCCCGAAUUCGCCACCUCAUAUUUAUCAACCCACCUAUCACAGAAAAGCAUGCCAAGCUGCCCUCGUGCCUCUCGGCCUUCUCCAACUUCCUGCUCGGAGAGAUCUUUGCGCAGGACCCACUGAGGGCCAGCGACAGGGUACUGGAGGAGGCGGGCUGUUACUUAGUUGACGAGGAGGAUGCCAUGGUGUACCGCCGACCUUACCUUGCCAGUGGAGCAUCGGGGUUUGCCCUCACAGCUAUCACCCGAGCCUUCCAGAAGGAUCUCAAGGCGUCACUCCCCCUGGUCGCCAAGGCCCUCUCAGCCGUCUCUGCCCAGCCCUCCUCCUCAGCCACCGUUAUUUGGGGCAUGAAGGACCGCUGGCAGUCGUUUAACGGGGUCAGAGAGGCGUGCAGAGCGGCUGGUGCAGUGCUGGUCACUCUAGACGAGGUGGGGCAUCAUGCUCAGGAAGAUUAUGGAGAGGAGGUGGGACGAGUAAUUCGAAACAUUCUUCGCCGCACUACAUGA